AUGGGGCAGGAAACUACCAACCAGACAUGGGUGAGCGAGUUCAUUCUGCUGGGCCUGUCCAGUGACUAGGGCACUCAGGUCGUCCUCUUUGUCUUGAUCCUGGCCAUGUACUUGGUGACUAUUGUGGGGAAUUCGCUCAUUCUCAUUCUGAUAAGACUAGACAGCAGGCUUCAUACUCCCAUGUACUUCUUCCUGAGUGUUCUGUCCUUUGUAGAUCUUAGUUAUGGAAACAGCUUUGCCCCACAAACACUGGUCCACUUACUCUCAGCACAAAAGCACAUCCCGUUCAAGAGUUGCGUGCUCCAGCUCUGUGCUUCCCUGGGACUGGGUGGAUCUGAGUUCUUCCUGCUGGCAGUCAUGGCCUAUGACCUCUAUGUCGCAGUGUGCUACCCACUGCACUACACAGUCAUCAUGCAUGGAGGGCUGUGCCUGGGGCUGGCUGCUGGCUGCUUGGUGACUGGCUUCUCCAAUUCACUGAUGGAAACAAUCAUCACUUUCCAGCUUCCCUUGUGUCACAAUGUUCUGAAUCACUUUGCCUGUGACACCCUAGCAGUGCUUCGACUAGCCUGUGGGGACAUCUCCUUUAACAAGGUCAUGGUGGCCAUCUCAGGAUUUCUGGUGAUCAUUCUUCCCUGUUCCCUGGUUCUGUUCUCCUAUGCUCGUAUAGUUGCUGCUAUUCUGUGCAUUCACUCUGCUCAUGGACGUCACAAAGCCUUUGGGACCUGUGCCUCCCACCUCACGGUGGUUUGCAUGUGCUUUGGAGCUACGGUCUUCAUCUACUUGGGGCCACGCUCUGCCUCCUCUGAAAACAAGGAGAAAAUGGUUGCUCUGUUUUAUGCUGUGGUGGCACCCAUGUUGAACCCCUUGAUCUACAGCUUGAGGAACAAGGAAGUUAAGGCUGCUCUUGGGAAACUUCUAGAGAAAUUCAGAUAA
Molecule: messenger RNA, 933 nt
Organism: Castor canadensis (American beaver)
Lineage: Eukaryota; Metazoa; Chordata; Mammalia; Rodentia; Castoridae
Source: RefSeq, a predicted model, not a curated record